This is a messenger RNA of Oncorhynchus keta (chum salmon), 815 nucleotides long. RefSeq names its product transmembrane protein 235-like. The record is from RefSeq and is a predicted model, not a curated record. Lineage: Eukaryota; Metazoa; Chordata; Actinopteri; Salmoniformes; Salmonidae. The transcript has 4 exons. Gene Ontology annotation, cellular component: apical plasma membrane. Bases 304 to 651 code for a protein of 115 amino acids.
CCGUGGGGAGUUGAAUAGCGGCGCACGUGUUUUUAUCUCGGAGCAAAAAAUACCUUACAUCAAUCAGGCAGGAUGAAGUUGUUCUCUGGUGAUCACUGCGGGCAUCUUCGGUAUGCUCAGUUUUGCGUUCCAGGCGGCAGCGAUUGGGAGCGACUACUGGUACAUUAUUAAGGUGAACAGAACCAACCAGACCAAUACAGAGGUUUUGGAUUCCAAUUUCAUCCUGCCUGAUUGAUGUAAAGUUAAUUUACGAAGGUCAAAAGGUGUUUCACAUUGAACUCCUCCAGCUACUCCGAAACUGCGAUGCACAUGUUGAACAUGCACAGUGUGAGUGUGGUCUUGCUCCCUCUUAGCCUGGUCCUUCUACUGUUUGGAGGAAUCUGUGGCUUGAUCAGUUCUCUGCCCUGGGGCCCCGCCUUCCUCACUAGCACCGUCUCCUAUCUCUUCUUCUGCAGUGUCCUGACCCUCUCCGGUGUCGGCCUGUACAUCAGCAACUCCGAGCAGGCACUGGCAGAGACAGAGAGUCUGGUGGGGGCCGAGCGUCUGGCCCGGGUGGCCAGCACUUCAUUCGAGCUGGUCCCUGGGCCUGGCUGUCCUUCUGCCUGGAGGUCCUCACUGGCCUGCUGCUGGCUGCCCACCCCGCCCUCCUGAGCGGCUCACCGGGCCACGGCAACCCAAGAGCCAGGCCCUACAGAAGUGUCACAAGAACUGUACCUUCAAUUUUCUAAUUAUUUUUAUGCGCUCGUCUCUGGCACCACAAUUGAAUUUCCCUAUGGAGAAAUAAAGUUCUUAAUUACAUAUUUAUUCAUCUUAAA